UGCAGCUGUAGCGGAGAAGCGGUGUGAGAAGGCAGACAACUCAUAGACAGAGAAAAAAAAGAGUGUGUGUGAGAGAAGCGUGAAGGAUUCAUAAGCAAUUACCAAAAUAUAAUUAUUAAAAAAAUAACAGACUGUCAGUGUUGAAAAAUCAUUUGAAGAUUCCGUUGCAAUGUCCCACCAGACAGGGAUCCACGCGACGGCGGAGCUGAGGGAGUUCCUGGCCAAGGCGAGAGCUGGGGCCAUCAGGCUCAUCAAGGUGGUCAUCCGGGACGAGCAGCUGGUGCUGGGGGCAUACAGAGAGCCGUCACAGAGCUGGGACCGGGACUAUGACCACUUCCUACUUCCUCUGCUGGACGCCAAGGAGCCCUGCUACAUCCUGUAUCGCCUGGACACCCAGAAUGCACAGGGCUACGAGUGGAUCUUCAUCUCCUGGUCACCUGACCAGUCCCCGGUCAGACAGAAAAUGCUGUAUGCAGCCACUCGUGCAACAGUGAAAAAAGAGUUUGGAGGGGGUCAUGUCAAGGAUGAAAUAUUUGGCACAGUGGAGGAAGAUGUCUGCCUCCAGGGUUACCAGAGACACGUGACCUCAUGCUCCGCCCCCGCGCCACUGACGGCAGCCGAACAGGAGCUGCAGCAAAUCAAAAUCAAUGAGGUGAAGACAGAGAUCAGCGUAGAGAGUAGGCACCAGACCAUGCAGGGCCUGGCGUUCCCUCUGCAGGAAGAGGCCCGACAUGCCCUGCAACAGCUCACAGAGAGACGCAUCAACUACAUACAGCUGCGGCUGGACACGGAGCGGGAGACCAUUGAGCUGGUCCACACCAACCCCACGGACGUCAGCGAGCUUCCGCGGAGAGUGCCCACAGACACGCCACGCUAUCACUUCUUCCUCUACAAGCACUGCCAUGAGGGCGAUUACCUGGAGUCUGUGGUGUUUAUCUACUCCAUGCCUGGGUACAGCUGCAGCAUCAAGGAGAGGAUGCUGUACUCCAGCUGUAAGAGUCGGCUGCUGGAUGAGGUGGAAAGGGACUACCAGCUGGAGAUUGCUAAAAAGAUGGAGGUUGACAGUGGUGAGGAGCUGACAGCAGAGCUGCUGUAUGAGGAGAUCCACCCCAAGCAGCACGCCUUCAAGCAGGCCUUCGCCAAGCCCCGCGGACCGGCCGGCAAGCGCGGCAACAAGAGGCUAAUCAAAGGCCCGGGCGAGAAUGGGGAGGAGAACUAGAGAGGGGGAGGGCGGGGCUCGGCCCGUCCACAUCCUGUCCCCGGUCCUGCCCCUGACCCCCUCCCGAAGUGGGACACACCUCCAGUGCGGUCUGUGUCCCUCCAGCUCCCACCAGUGGAAGGACGGGAAGGAAAUAGAAGAUUCUAUCCUUGUUUUUACUUUUUUUUCUCCUUGUGUUAUUAACAGUGUUUUCAAGUGUUUCACACAUAUAUGCAAAAUAGGGAUCAGCACGGAAGCUCAAAGGAUCUCUCUCUCUCUUCCUCACACACACACAUACACACACACACACAUACAUACAAACACUUUCUCUGACUCCCUCACACUUACAGCCAUACACACAUACCAUCUCUGUCCCCACAUACACAAACACACCCCAUCUCUCUUUUUCUCUCUCA
Molecule: messenger RNA, 1614 nt
Organism: Megalops cyprinoides (Indo-Pacific tarpon)
Lineage: Eukaryota; Metazoa; Chordata; Actinopteri; Elopiformes; Megalopidae
Product: twinfilin-2
Exons: 9
Coding region: 170-1219 (349 amino acids)
Biological process (GO): regulation of lamellipodium assembly; actin filament depolymerization; barbed-end actin filament capping
Cellular component (GO): cytoplasm; myofibril; actin filament
Molecular function (GO): actin monomer binding; actin filament binding
Source: RefSeq, a predicted model, not a curated record